Molecule: messenger RNA, 1019 nt
Organism: Acanthochromis polyacanthus (spiny chromis)
Lineage: Eukaryota; Metazoa; Chordata; Actinopteri; Pomacentridae
Gene: ncbp2
Product: nuclear cap binding protein subunit 2
Exons: 5
Coding region: 84-578 (164 amino acids)
Biological process (GO): mRNA cis splicing, via spliceosome
Cellular component (GO): nuclear cap binding complex
Molecular function (GO): RNA cap binding
Source: RefSeq, a predicted model, not a curated record
UAGAGGACGGACACGUGAACCGGAACUCCACGCAGUGCUGUACGUUGAAUCGCUGCUGGGCGCCUGUUUGUGAUCUUUAUACAAUGUCUGCGAAAUUAAACGCCUUGAAUAGUGAUUCUUACACCGACGUUAGUCAAUACAGAGACCAACAUUUUAAGGGUAACCGCUAUGAACAGGAGAAGCUGCUGAAGCAGAGCAACACAUUGUAUGUGGGGAACCUCUCCUUCUACACCACUGAGGAGCAGGUGCACGAGCUGUUUUCUAAAAGUGGAGACGUCAAGCGCAUCAUCAUUGGCCUGGAUAAAGUCAAGAAGACUGCCUGUGGAUUCUGCUUUGUAGAAUACUACACACGAGCAGAUGCAGAACAUGCGAUGCGAUUCAUUAAUGGCACGCGGCUGGACGACCGUAUCAUCAGGACAGACUGGGAUGCCGGCUUCAAAGAAGGACGACAGUACGGCCGCGGCAAGUCUGGAGGACAGGUGAGGGAUGAGUACAGGCAGGACUACGACCCGGCCAGAGGCGGCUACGGUAAGCUGGCUCAGCAACAUCGACCCACAGAGACACGCAAUAGUUUUUAGACAGAACCCAACACGGCAGUCUGCCUGGACUACUCAGAACUUAAUCAAUUCUCCAGCGACACCACGACAUGCUACCAGAGAUUGUUGGUGCAACUUUUACCCCAAGACUCUCUACAGCAGGCCUGCAUGGACCACUGGACUUCAGAAAUUAGCAGCUUCUCUGUAGCCACCACACCUGCUGUCAGGCCAAACCCCAAUGUGUGAGAUUUGGUGUUAUUUCAUUUUCCUGUGUAUAGAAAUGCUAUUCAUUUCGCCUCAGACUGAUAAAAAGUAGUGAGAAAUGAUCUUUUUAAGUUUCAUUGUCAGUUUAAAUAAUUCCCUGCUGAAGUAAUAGAAGGGAAACAUGGUGUUAUCUUCUAAGUACUCUCCAUGAAAGAAACAUUUUGUCCCAAAUUGUGUAUACUUUUUUAAAGGAAUAAAGUUUUGUUUUUUUAAAUACAA